UAUGAACUAAAUAUAACAUCAAUUUCAGACUGAUAGCUACAACUGCCAAAUUCUACAAACAUUCAGUUCCUGCAUAAGCUUCAUUAUGGCAGAAGAAUCAGAGAAAGAGGUAAUGUUUAUGAACAGAGAAAUAUCAAAGAUGCCAUGUUUUCGUGAAACAUUUCUCUAUAGCAUUAGUUCUGGGCUUGCAGUGGGUCUCAUCCAUUUUAUGCUAACAUCAAAAGUCCAGCGCUCUUCACACCUAGCAUUUGGCACAUAUGGAUGUGUUACAUUAGCGUACUGGUCAUACUGUCGAUACAACUUUUCAAAGCAGAAGUUCCAUAUGAGCAAGAUCCAGAGUGCCAUGAAAAAUCAUGCUCUAUAUGAAGGCACUGAAAUGGAGAAGCAGAUUAAAAAAAUAGAUUAAUAGGAAGAUUAUAAGGUUUCAGGAAAGUUAUUAACAACCCAUGUAUCUUCAGUGGCUUGAUGGAAGGAUGUAGGACAGGUCUCCUUUUACAGUGCUAUUAAUAAGAUGUAAGUUUUCUUACCUCAGUGGGAGAUAACCAGCAUGUUGAAAAAGAAAUUUUCCAAGUAACAACAUUAUUUGUUAAUUACAAAACCUAAACUGAUCAGUGUGAUAUUUUAAUAUGAGUUAUUAUGUGGAAUCUUGAGUACUAUACAGUACAAAGGAAUACAGUAUGUCAGUCCUAUUGCCCAAACGAAAAAUUUAUCUGUAUAUAUGUAUAUAUUUAAUAAAUCAUAUUCAAUAUCUUUA
Cherax quadricarinatus is the source of this 754-nucleotide messenger RNA. The record is from RefSeq and is a predicted model, not a curated record. Lineage: Eukaryota; Metazoa; Arthropoda; Malacostraca; Decapoda; Parastacidae.